Coffea eugenioides is the source of this 1268-nucleotide messenger RNA. Its product is annotated as red chlorophyll catabolite reductase, chloroplastic. The transcript has 2 exons. The record is from RefSeq and is a predicted model, not a curated record. Gene Ontology annotation, molecular function: red chlorophyll catabolite reductase activity. Gene Ontology annotation, biological process: chlorophyll catabolic process. Gene Ontology annotation, cellular component: chloroplast. The coding region runs from base 98 to 1066 and encodes 322 amino acids. NCBI's taxonomy places the organism in Eukaryota, Viridiplantae, Streptophyta, Magnoliopsida, Gentianales, Rubiaceae.
AUUUGAGUUUGAUAGCCUAAAGUUUCAAUUCCAUUCCAUUUAUUGGUUUACAACACUGAUGGAAUAAAAACGCAAAUAGCAGAGAAAAACUCCAAUUAUGGCUAUGGCUGUUCACAUAUGUACCAACUUUCUACACUCAACUCACACAGUCCCAUCUUCUCUUCGACCUUAUCCUGCAAACCCAUCUUCUACAACCGUCGUCAGAACCCGUAUAUCCUGCCUAUCAUCAUCUUCAUCAUCACCAAGAAUGGAUCCUCAGACCAAAUUCAUGGAAUUCCCACAUGUAUCCGCCCCAAUCAGGGACCUAAUGCUGGGACUUGUAUCUUCGGUAGAAACCCAUCUGGGCUCUUCCCUUCUCCCUUGUUCUCUUCCACCUGAUGUGCAGUACUAUCAGAACCCCAAUGGCAAUGCUGAAGGCACCGUCUUUGUCAGAUCCGCCAUUCCCUCUUCCCCUGUUGAUUUUAUAUUGGGAAGCUGGAUUAACUGCAAGCUGCCAUCCGGAGGAGCCUUGAACAUAGCUAGCCUUUCAACCUAUUUGAAACCCUCAACUAAUGCCCCAAAUUUCUUAAUUGAGGUGAUCCAGAGUACUCCAACAUCUCUGGUUCUCAUUCUUGAUAUGCCUCCAAGAAAAGAUCUUGUCCUAUAUCCUGAAUACCUCAAGACAUUUUACGAGGACACUGAAUUGGACAGGCACAGGCAACUUCUUGAGAAGCUGCCUGAGGUAACGCCUUACUCUUCCCCUUCUCUGUAUAUCCGAGCUCUUAUCUCUCCAACAGCUAUUCUUGUUCGCAUAGAAGCUGAAGCUGGUGAAAUAACGAGAAUAGACGAGAUAAUUCGAGAUAAUUUGAGUCCUAUUGCUAAUGAAAUGAUCGAGGUAUGGUUAAGUUUGUGUGCAUCUGUGGAUAAAGAAGUGGGAGAGGCUGAGAUGGCUUACUUGGAAAAAAGGGAUCUAAUUACGAAGACAAAGACUAUUGAGAUUGAUCUUGGCACCAACAUUCCAAGAUUGUUUGGGCAGGAAAUUGCAGACCGAGUUUUAGGAGUUUUAAGGGGAGUUUUCAAUGUUUGAUCCUGCUAGUCCUGUGACUCCUUGUUCCGGAUAACGAUUUUAACUGUCUCGUGUACUGUUUGUAUUAAGUUGUAGAUAAUUUGAUUGCCGUAAUUAUUAUUUAGGAUUGUAGCAUGUAAAAGUGCAGAAGUAAGAUAUUACAUACACAAUGUAUUUAUUUAUCUGAUAUGUGUGAACUACUCUACAUUUACUGGGUUUCGAA